UCCUUUUCGCUUUUUGAGGCAUUCGUCGAGAAAAGAAAACAGCGCGGAGCCUGAGCGGAGAGUCAAGUAAGAGGCGGACGAUGGAGAGAGAAAAAACACAACAAAACAAAAACACACGCGUAACAAGCUACUGGUUCGUAACAUGCCGCCCAAAAAGAGAGCAACGAGAAAAAGGAAAAGCGAGGAGGUUUUGGAAGGAGACAACACCGAGGAGGCAGGAGACAGGAGGAGGAAGCACCGUGCGAAUAAGAAAUACAUUGGAGCUCAUGUUGGCAUCCAAGGUGGGAUAUGGAAAGCAGUGGAGUCCUGCACAGAGAUGGGUGGCUGCAGUUUCGCCCUGUUUCUAGGCUCCCAGCGCUCAUGGAAGAGGCCUGCACUGGACCCGAAAGCUGCAGCCAAGUUUCAGGAGCAAUGUUCCCUCCAGGAGUUUGACCCAGCUCACAUCCUGCCUCACGGGUCCUACCUGAUGAACUGUGGAUCGCCUAAAGAGGAUGUGUUUGAGAAGAGCCAGGCCAUGCUGGUGGAUGAGCUCAGCCGCUGCAGCCUCCUGGGUCUAAACCUCUACAACUUUCACCCUGGUUCCUCCCUGGGCUCUAUCACCACUGAGCAGUGUAUGGACAAGAUAGCAGGAGCCAUUAACCACGCUCACAAGCAAACACCAGAUGUGGUUACAGUGUUGGAGAACAUGAGCGGUCAGGGCAGUACAGUGGGCGGUAAGUUCCCUGAGCUGAAGAGCAUCAUAGACAAAGUGAGAGACCAGACCAGAGUUGGAGUGUGUCUGGAUACCUGCCAUGCCUUCGCAGCAGGCUAUGACCUGGCUGCAGAAGGAGGAGUGAAGGCCAUGCUUGACAAGUUUGAUCAGGAAGUGGGGCUCCACUACCUUAAAGCCAUCCAUCUAAAUGACUCCAAAGGUAAACUAGGCUGCAACCUCGAUCGCCAUGAAGAUAUUGGUAAAGGUCACAUUGGAAUCUCUGCUUUCCGCGACAUUGUCAAUGAGCCAAGACUGGACAACAUCCCGCUGAUACUGGAGACACCUGGACGGCCAGGAUUCGAGUACGCUGAGCAGAUUGAACUUCUCUAUUCCCUCUGUGAGAAAAAAUAGAAACCACUGUCACUGAUGAUUUGGCACUGUUAAACCGAACCCUGUAAAAACACAGCUCACACGUCUGGUAAAAGUGUUUUGGUAGUUAAUCAGCGUGAGAACAGUGUCUUUAAGUUUUGUCUCUGAAUGAAAAUGAGUUGAAUAAAAUGUGUUCUAAG
Messenger RNA from Larimichthys crocea (large yellow croaker), 1260 nucleotides. Its product is annotated as probable endonuclease 4. Lineage: Eukaryota; Metazoa; Chordata; Actinopteri; Sciaenidae. Gene Ontology annotation, molecular function: DNA binding; phosphoric diester hydrolase activity; DNA-(apurinic or apyrimidinic site) endonuclease activity. The transcript has 8 exons. Gene Ontology annotation, biological process: base-excision repair. The record is from RefSeq and is a predicted model, not a curated record. Gene Ontology annotation, cellular component: nucleus; mitochondrion. The coding region runs from base 143 to 1102 and encodes 319 amino acids.